Pseudo-nitzschia multistriata is the source of this 2580-nucleotide messenger RNA. The record is from the annotation of a GenBank genome assembly. Lineage: Eukaryota; Bacillariophyta; Bacillariophyceae; Bacillariales; Bacillariaceae.
UGUGAACGUACGUGGGAAAACCCGAAAUAGAAUUGAACAUGAGAAACAACACGACAAAUGAUGGUGAUCAUCGAGUUGCGACGAAAAAAAGCAAUUUUAUUUCAUCGGAUGCUUGUUCUCACAAACUGAUCGCAGAGCAAUCUGAAAAGCACCAAGCAAACAGACAAACACUUGCAACACUCAUCUUCAAAUCAAUUCACAAUGUCUGAUACCGAAGUCAAAACCGGAGAGCCCGUAAGUCUUGACCAUGGUGAUGAAAGCGUUAUCAUGUUGUCGAUUUUUUUGUCGUGUCGAAUAUUAUCUCGUCGUGGUCUUCCGUCGAAUAUUUUCUCACCGUGAUACAUUCUUCGAAUGAUUUGCCGGGUAUGCAGACUGAGUGGAAGGCCUACUCUGAGUACGCCAUCGAGGUUGAUCCUGACCAAGAUGACAAGGCCAAGACCAUCAAGCUUUGUUCUUUGGCCCGCCCUCACAUGAGAGCCUUCCACUUCUCCUGGUGGGGAUUUUUCGUCGCCUUUUUCAUCUGGUUCGCCAUUGCCCCCCUUCUUUCCGAGAUCAAAGUCGAUCUCGGAUUGACCAAGCAAGAAAUUUGGACUUCCUCUAUUGUCGGUGUCGGAGGAACCAUCUUGAUGCGAUUCAUUCUUGGACCCGCCUGUGACAAAUGGGGUGCCCGUAUUCCCAUGGCUGUCGUCCUUUGUGCCGCUUCUAUCCCAACUGCCUGCACCGGUCUCGUCAAGGAUGCCACCGGACUUGCCAUUCUUCGCCUUUUCAUUGGUUCCGCCGGAGGUACCUUCGUCAUGUGCCAAUACUGGUCCACCAGUAUGUUCUGCAAGGAAGUCGUUGGAACUUCUAAUGCCCUUUGUGGAGGAUGGGGUAACCUUGGAGGAGGUGUCACUCAGCUUAUCAUGGGAUCUGCUCUUUUCCCCCUUUUCAAAUCCUUUUACGGUGGAGAUGCCUCCAAGGCGUGGCGCGUGGUCAGUGUCGUCCCUGCUGUYGUAGCCUUCGGAACCGGUAUCAUGAUCUACAAAAUGUCCGAUGACUGCCCCAAGGGUAACUAUUCCGACUUGAAGAAGCACGGACAGAUGGCCGAAGUUUCUGCCGGAGCAUCCUUCCGCCAGGGAGCUUUCAACAUCAACACCUGGUUUUUGUUCAUUCAAUACGCAUGCUGCUUCGGUGUUGAAUUGACCAUGAACAACGCUGCUGCUCUCUACUUCAAGGACAAGUUCGAACUCUCCACCGAAUCUGCCGCUGCCAUUGCUUCCAUCUUCGGAUUCAUGAACUUGUUUGCCCGUGGUCUUGGAGGAUACUUCUCCGACAAGGGUAACCAGUACAUGGGAAUGCGUGGACGUCUUUGGGCUCAGACCAUUUGCUUGAUCGGUGAAGGUGUCCUCGUUUUGGUCUUCGCCCAAACCAACUCGCUUGGAGCUGCUAUCACUGUGAUGGUUUUCUUCUCCCUCUUCGUCCAGGCCGCCGAAGGAACCUCGUACGGAAUUGUCCCUUACGUCGACCCCCCUGCCACCGGAUCCAUCUCUGGAAUCGUUGGAGCCGGAGGAAACACCGGAGCCGUCUGCUUCGGACUCGGAUUCCGUAACUUGGAGUACAAGACUGCCUUCAUGCUCAUGGGUUUCACCAUUUUGGGAUCCUCGGCUUUGUCUUUGGUCAUCUUCAUCAAGGGACAUGCUGGUCUUGUCUGCGGAGAAGAUGCUCCCAAGGAAGCCACUACCGCGACCCUUGCCGUCCCUGCCAAGGACGCCGAGGCCAGCGAAGACGUCAACGAAGAGUAAAUCUCUCUUGGCGACUGAGCAAGUAAAAAACCACUUGGUGGAACGACUGGACAGGCUUUAUUGCAUGCAUCGCGUCUCGACCAUUUGAACGAAAGCUACGCUGAUACAUCAUGUGUCUGUCGAUUGCUGCUGUCCACCCCGGUACUUCUAUGUCUAUCCAUUUCUACAGUAACAAUUUUUGAACACGAUUGGUUGUUUGGUGUUCUUUUUGAGAAACGCUUCAACUUCUAAAUCAUUAACAAUUUAAGCAAUACAUUUUGAACUAAACACAUCAAGUCUUGAUAGGAAUAACUUUAGUAACGUCUCAUAUCUUUUUGAUGUGGCACAGACCAAAAAUCCUCAAGGCGGACGAAGACUUUGUGCCGUCUGGCGUUGUUGUCGACAACAUCAUCUCGAGGAGAUAAUAGUAUGGUUGAUUGUUUCGACGUUCCACCUUGUCUCAGUUCCUCGAUUGUAUGGUGUUCCUUACUUCGUAAGAUUCACUUCAGAGAGUUCGACUUUUUUCUUGGGACGGCGAUAGCGAAUCAGGAAACACAUCGGGCAAGUUUAAUGGACCAGAUACAGAUACUGUUGAGCACCAUCGUGACAGACCAACGCCAUAACGCAUGGAAUGGAAUGGCCGAAACCUGAUUGUUCCAAUGCAAGGUUUGUCUACGACUUUCACCCACCAAAGCUUAUACCAUACAGCACGGAACUUCACACAACGACAAGAGGAUUCUUAUUGAUUCGGAAUAACAAUAUGGUGAGAGAAGAAAAGAAAUCAUUUCACUUGGUUCCGUAAUAAAUAUGCGUAUCAUUC